CCGCCCCCGCGCCAUGCCGCCCCGCGGGCCCGCCCCCGCCGCCCCCGGCCUCUCGUCCUCCGCCUUCAUGAAGCCGUUCGUGGUGCUGGCGCUGCCCGGCAUGUACCUCUUCUACAAGUACAGCCAGUACCGGCGGCAGCAGCAGGAGCAGAACCGCCGCAAGGUCACCGAGCGCGAGCUGCAACACCUCAACCACAAGAUCGACAAGCUGCUGACCAAGCUGGAGGAGAACGAGCCGGAAAUGGCCACGUCGCAGGAGGAUGAGUGCGUGAUCUGCGUGAACGCCAAGGCGACGAUGCAGACGUCGCCAUGUGGGCACCGGGUGGUGUGCCGCAAGUGCUUCGUCAAGACCAUCCAGAUGGCGGUCUCGCAGCGCCUGCUGCCGCUGCGCUGCGUCAUCUGCAGGGCCAAGAUCCUGCGCCUCAAGCAGAGCGGCGGUGGUGGCGGAGGCGGCUCCGGCUCGCUGCACCACCACCACCAUCACCACCACCACCCGCACCACCCCCAGCAGCAGCCGCAGCACCAGCAGCAGCAGCACCCCGCGGCCUACGGCGCCGGCCUGCCCUGGGGCGUCAUGCCCAGCUCCGCGUCGCAGUACUCGGUCGGCAGCUCCGUGCCCAACUCCGAGUCGCUCUACUCCAUGACAUCGGGCUCGUCUUCCCUCUCAGGUGUGUCUUCCGUGAGCUCUGCGACGACGAGUAGCGCAGGCAGCAGCGGCAGUGGCGGCGGAGGCCUGGGGAAGGCCGGCAAGGCGGGAGCGGCGGGGGCGGCGGUGGCAGUGGCGGCGGCGGCGCGCGUGGGGCUCGGCUUCCCGCGACAACCCACCGGAUCUUUGCGGCGCUCGCAGGCGCACUCCAUGAAGCUGCGACUGCAGGAUUACAAAGAGCCCGCGGCGCGCCCGGUCCGUGAGCCCGAACACCGCCUGCCGCCCAUCAAGGAGUUCCAGCGGGAGUUCCGCGCCUGCAAGGAGCGCACCGCCUCCUCCUCCUCAACCAGGAUACGAUGCGCACAAAAAAUUGUCACUCAGUUGGAGACUACACCAGUGAAUAGAACCUCAAAGUCUAGUUAUUUCCGUUCACCUCUGAAACCUGCCAAUAAGGAGGACAAAAGGAGAAGUGAAAAGUGGAAAGAUGAAAGGAAAAAAGAAGACCGAAAAGACAAUGAAGAAAAUUUGGAAAACAAGAAGAAGGAAGAAAAGAUGAAUAAGAAGGCAGAGAAAAAAGAAGCAAAGCUGGAGAAGAAAGCAGAUAAGAAAGAGGAGAAAAAAGAAGCUAAAGCUGAGAAGAAGGAAAAGACAGAAAAGAAAGAAAAUAAAAAGGAAGCUAAGGCUGAAGCAAAGGAAAGCAAGAAGGCAGCAAAGGCAGAAAAGAAGAAAGAAAAAUCCAAGGCAGAGAAAAAAGAAAAAGAUUAGUUACAAAAUAGAUUAAAGAAAGACUUUUGAAUUUUAGAGAUAGAUAUUCGAGUGAGUAAUUUACUUGUAUAAAAUUUUUACAUCUAGUUUUAUUUUUACUGACUAAUGCUCAUAUGUAUUGAAAAACCUCCUUAGCAGUCUAAAUCCCAUAGACGAAACAGCAUCAGGGAAGAUGUAUUUCAAUAUAAGGUCAUUUUAUAAUAGUCAGGAAACAAUUUUAUCAGAAUUUUUGCACAAGUGAAGACUAAAAUUUAAUAAUUAGUUUUUAAAAAAUCGAUUUCUCCUAUUUAUAACAGAAAUUAGAAAUUUCUUGGUUUAUAUUGUCCCUGAAAUCAUAUAACUGUGCCAUUCAGUCAUCUGUAAGAGGUUGUUUAUCAAGUAUUUUACUUCCCAUAGUCUUUUUUUAUGUGACUCACAAGUUAAAAAUGGAGCCAACCAAGGAACACAAGAACAAUUUUGCUGCAGAAGAAAAAAUGAUUAUGAUGCAUAUCAUUAUGUCUCUCUUUCUACUGAAUGUAGGUACAUACUAGAAAUGUUUAGGUAUUAUUCGUUGUUAAUGUAACACAUAAUGUAAAGUAAAUUGGAUUCAGAUUUAUAAAAGUUGAAGGUAGAUAUCUAAUUCUAAAAUAAAAGCUGAUAAAGUGACAGCCUCUUCAUAUAAAGAAAGUGAGAUACGUUACAGAAGUAGAAAACAAUUAAACAAGGAAAACAACAGAGAAACAUCAGUUUUUUUGUAGAAAGCUCUAAGACAUCUAAGUUAGAGAAACUGGGAAUGAGAGAGCGAGCGAGUGAGAGAGAGAGAGAGAGAGAGAGAGAGAGAGUAGAUAUGUGUGUGUGUGUGUGUGUGUGUGUGUGUGUGUGUGUGUGUGUCUGUGUUUCUGUGUGUGUGUCUGUGUCUGUGUCUGUGUCUGUGUGCAUGUGUGUGUGUUUGAGAGAGUGUGUUUUUAUCUCUGUAUGACUACAGGAAUUCAUUUGGAAUUUCUAGCUUUGCACUCAAUCUCUUUUUAUCCUGUGAGACAUAUGGUUACCAUGAUAGACCCCAAACUAAUAUAUAUGCGGUGUUGUUUAUAUCCAAUUUUAGUACUGGAUUUUGAAUGAAGAACAAAUCUGUUAUGAUGCUGGAAGCAGUUAUUUGUGAACUUAAGAUGCUAGAGUUGUGUUAAUAUACAGUGUAAUUAUAGUAUGUGGCCUACUAAAUGAUGUAAACUAUGGGAAGGAAAGUUGCAAAUACUUUAGGCAUUGUUCUUAAUUAAUGUUUUAUUAUUUUCAUUUUUGUGUAUUCCUUGUACAGAUGAAGUUGUGUGAUUUUUUCCUAUUUCCUAACUGUUGUAAAGUCUUCCAUCACAAGGCAGUAGCGCUUUCAUCCUCAGUAAUUGCACAAGCAAUUGUAAUACUGUUUUCACUAUUUCAUUUAUUCUCUCUCAUUGAACUUUCUCAUUAUGUAUCAAGUGUUAUCUUCGAAAUUAAGAUUCUUUGAUCUACCAACAUAUUUCUUGAGCUGAUUUCUUCUUAACAUUUCGAAACUGGACACAAAAAUUCAAGUUACAAUCAACACAUAGUAGUUAUGUGGAAGGACUGCAUCUGCAUAUUUAAUUCAUUUGGUGCUUACACCAUUUUCAGUUGUCUAGCAGCAUUUACAUUCAGUCAUUUCACUUUUCUCCCCGCUAACUCCAGUUUCUCUUCCAUCUGUACAAGCAACUAUCUGCAUCAUGUGCUGAAACGUCUUUUUCUCGUUUUCACUCUGUAAUAGAGGAAUCUAAUUAUGUCUGCUUAAUUUAUACUUCCAUUUUUUCCUUAGCUUAUUACUUCUGUUCAUCCUCCAAUAGUUCCUUUGCUUAAUUUUCUUCAUCUUAAAUUGUACAUUUCUGUAGCUAUUUAUUUUUCAGAAGUUUUAUAUUCACCCUCUUUCAUCAGAUAAUAAGUUAAAACAAAAUGUGAUGUGUCAGAUAUUCAGUUUAUCUACAUGUGUUGCUUUCUUUUUAUACACAUGUAUUUGCAUUCUGCUGGCCACUUUAUGGUGUUUGGUGGAGGCUACUGCAGGUAGCUCUGCUACAUCUCACUCCUCCUUUUCCAGUCAGAAAUUAUUGGUCCAAUGGUUUUCAUCAUGUAGAUCGAUAUCUAUAUCCCAGUUUGUAGGUAAUGUUUGUUCCUAUUCACUAAAUUACCAUGAGAUAUCUGUUCAUCAUCGUCAACCUUCUCUUCCUCUCAUCAGUCUUACUUUGUUUUCAUAUAUCUAUAGAACCAGCAAUUUUAAAAUUGAACUGUUAACCACUUUAACUUGUAUUGGAUGUAACAAUACUGCAUCAUAACGGUAUCAUAUAUGAAAAAACGUGUUCCUACAGUUCAUCAGAAAAUUUCUUUUGCUAACAGUCUAUAGCAUUUGUCAAGUAAAUCUGAAUAAUUACAAAUAAAAUAACAGACAGAGCAGGUAAAUUCUCUCAGUAAAUUCUUCACUCACUUCUUAAUAAGUAAAUACGAUUUUUUAUGUUUAAGUGGAAUUUGUGAUAGUAAAAUGAACUAUGGGAUGUUUUGACAGUGGAUAAAAGAGAGUGAAAUAAUAUUAUUCUUCAUGAGUAUAAUGUCAUCCAUACUGAGCUAAUCAUCACAUAUGUUCCUGAAGCAACAUUCAAUUUGCAGUGUGGAAGACAUCAUCAUUAUCAUCAAUAGUAGCAAGUACCACAUGUAAAGUACUUAGCUACAAUGAAGUGUUGUUUCGUCUAUGGGACUUCACACAUUUUGUUUCAGUUCUUUAACAGAAAUAUCAACCUACACUACAAACGUUUUGACACACAGGUGAUCCACUUCAGACACACUAGUGGUUUGCAUGCCUUCUGCAGUUCUGUGUCAGCACCAAUCACAGAGAUAACUUCAAAUUUUAUAUGAGAGGUUAUUACAUGUCAAAUAUGUUUCAUGAUAUUGCCUUUUUUAGUCUUAUAUGAUUUUCUGACCUGUUUGCUUCAUUUUUUAAGUAUCACAGGUACUAUGGUGUUCACAGCAGAAAUAAAUAAAUUAUACUUAAUAUUUCUGCAAUCCAUAGAACUGUAAAGUUUGUGUGCCUGGAAUGGAUUAAUAAGUGGAAAGCAUGUCACAUAAGUGUCUCAUUUAUUUGUUAUUGUUGCAUUUCGAUUAAAAGAAUUAGUUGAAGCUGUACUAUAACUAAAAUAGUAUUUAUAGAUGAGAUUUCCUUAAUAUAACAAAAAGAACAGUAUUUCUUUGACACACAGAAAAAUGUUUCCAGAUAUCCAGUGUUGGUGCUUCAAGCAAAGGGUAUCUAAAACUGUGAUAUUGAAAUACAAUAAGCAAGCUUGUCUCCUGUAGUACAGGUGGAAACCACUUUCUGUUUAAUAAUUAAAACUUAAUAAUGCAGUAAUCACUCUAUACAGUCAUGAGUAAUUGGUAGAGUAAUUAAUUUGCAGGAAAGAUAAGGCUUAAAAAAAGAAAGCUAUUUUUGAAAAGAAGGCUUAUUUUAAUAGCCAGCGUUUUUUUAAAUAAUAGCUCCCUGCAGAAAAUUUUAAUGUAUUUUUACAAUCAUGAUUUGUGUAUUAUUUCCAUAUGAAAUGCACGUUAUCAUAGUGUUUCAAAGUCAUGACCAAAUGCUGUCUGCAUUGAUUUAUUGAUAACUAAAGACAUUUAUUCUGAGAAUAGGCCUACUCAAUUUCACUGUGCAUUGUCCACAUUUCAUCUUCACAACAAGAAUUCUGUGGCUCAUCAACUAAACUGCUUCAAAUUCUAAUGUUGAAACUCCAGCAAAGCCUACUCAUGAAUUCUCAGCUCACUUCACCAAUUAAUGUCAGCUACUCAUGAUUACCAUUAUUCCAAUUUUCAAUAAACAAACCAACUUGUGUUUAAAAUGCUACAAUGUGGAGAUCUUGUUAGAUAAAUAAGAAAUCACCCAUAUUUUGACACUGAUGUAUGAGAGCCAUCUGAAGAAUGUGCCAUGUUUCUUACCUGCAAGAGUUACGAAGUUAUACUGAAACUCUUGAUUUUGCAAAUUUAAAAAAGGUGUUGUAGUACAAAGAAAGUUUUAGAAAUGUUAGUGAAAUGAGACAAUGGUGUAACAUGUUAUUUGUAAGUAAAAUAUAGUGUGCUAUUUGGUAUUAUGUGAAUAGUGGUAAUAAGUAUUCCAUGUAUCAAACCUAUAUCUGUGAUUUGAAGAGGAAAAAGAACGAAACAUACGAAACAGGUCUGUGCAUCGAUGAAGGCUUACUAUAGUUGCUGACACGAAAAUUGGCAGGUGAAGGUCAUUUCAUCUCUGUACAGACAGGUAGGGGUUCGUAAAAUUUUCAGGCUCCCAUCUAAUAACACUAUUAAAGAUAGGGAAAAGAACUUGAUAAAAUGCUCCAAUUGAUGUACUUAUAAAAGACGAAACUUACUUGGUUAUUGCAACAAACAAUCUCAAGUUACAAUUCUGAUAAAACAUUACUUUUUACUUCAACCAGGAAAAACAUCAUAUUGCCUCAUG
Schistocerca serialis cubense is the source of this 5873-nucleotide messenger RNA. Its product is annotated as fl(2)d-associated complex component. Bases 14 to 1411 code for a protein of 465 amino acids. The record is from RefSeq and is a predicted model, not a curated record. The transcript has 6 exons. Lineage: Eukaryota; Metazoa; Arthropoda; Insecta; Orthoptera; Acrididae.